Messenger RNA from Myxocyprinus asiaticus (Chinese sucker), 1852 nucleotides. RefSeq names its product C3a anaphylatoxin chemotactic receptor-like. The record is from RefSeq and is a predicted model, not a curated record. NCBI's taxonomy places the organism in Eukaryota, Metazoa, Chordata, Actinopteri, Cypriniformes, Catostomidae. Gene Ontology annotation, biological process: positive regulation of cytosolic calcium ion concentration; inflammatory response; phospholipase C-activating G protein-coupled receptor signaling pathway. The coding region runs from base 104 to 1036 and encodes 310 amino acids. Gene Ontology annotation, molecular function: complement component C5a receptor activity; G protein-coupled receptor activity. The transcript has 2 exons. Gene Ontology annotation, cellular component: plasma membrane.
AACCAGUAUUUAGAGGUCUUCCUGUCAUUUGUUGCAUCAGAAUCACUUGAGCAGCCUACAAGGAUAAACAGGACACUUUGACAGCAUCAACUCAAUCACAGUGAUGGGGAAGGAUUAUGAAAGUUUGGAACAUUCUAUUAAAGUGAUUUCUCAGUUCUUCUUCUACCUGACGUUUCUCCUUGGAGUUCCAGGAAAUGUCUUUGUUGUGUACAUUGCUGGAAUGAAGAUGAAGAGGACCGUUAAUACGAUAUGGUUUCUCAAUCUGGCGAUUGCAGAUCUCCUGUGCUGCUUUUCCAUACCGUUCAGGGUGGUAGAUGUUCUUCUAGACCAUCACUGGCCAUUUGGAUCUGUCAUGUGCAAGAUUCUUCCCUUUUUAAUGUUUGUCAACAUGUUUGCCAGUGUCUUCAUCUUGAGCUUGAUUAGUCUGGAUCGGUUUACCCAGGUGAUCACACCAGUUUGGGCUAAAAAUCAUCGCAGUCUGUUGCUUGCGCGACUGUCUUGUGUAGCGGCCUGGGUCCUGUCUAUAGCUCUUAGUGUGCCCUUUAUGAUAUUGAGAGAAUCUUUUUCAGUAAAUGAAACAAUGUACUGCCUAGCUUUUCGUUAUGAUGACUCUGAAACCUUUGGCAUGUUACGUAUUAUCAGGUUUGUGAUUAAUUUUUUGAUACCUCUCAUAUGCAUCACGACAUGUUAUGGAAUCAUGGCCCGAAAGUUAGGCAGGAGUCAUUUUAACUCUGGACGAGCAUUUCGCAUCAUGUUGGUUGUUAUUGUGGCAUUUUUUCUGUGCUGGCUCCCGUACCACACUGUGUUUUUGAUCCGAACAUAUGGUGAAAAUCAAAGUGUCAGGGUGGCUGAGAGACUUGUUCCAUUGGCCAUCUCUUUGGCGUAUUUCAACAGCUGUCUGAACCCGGUUCUUUAUGUUUUCAUGGGGCAGAAUUUUAAGGAGAAGGUUAAGCUUUCUCUAAGACGUGCUUUUGAAAGAGCUUUCUCUGAGGAGGGGCCACAGAUACCACAAUCCACUGAAGCACAACAAAUUUAAUGUAAAUGCAAUUACCCUUCCAACUUAGCCUACAAAUUGAUGUCAUGACUGAACAGUUCCUUUGCUAAAAAAAAAAAAUCUACAGCACCCCCAUCCAAUCACCCAACAACCCCAGAGACAGAUUUCCUGGCAUGUAAUCCCAGAGGACCCCCUUCAUCCCCAUUAAACCUGCAUGCAAGCUUUCCAUCAGAGGAAUUGUCCAUAGUUUGUGCAUAUGAAAUGUGAUCGUUGAAACAAUCACAUUGCACCAGCGGGGCGCAAGAGGAAGAAAGAGCUUAAGUCCCAGCUGGAUGAGACUCAUAUUAUAGUCAGAGUCAGUUUCUCCUUAAACACACCCAUUAAUCCUCUUUUUGGAGUGUCUGAAUGUCAUGACUCAGGAAAAUGUGGGACUUCCUGAAGCACAAAGAAUAGAAACAUAGUUAAAAGUCUCUCUAUGUGCAGAGCUUUGUCACCGCUGGAUUAAUCUCUUGAGGAUAGAAGAGGGAGUUUCUUAUGCUACUUUAGAGUCGAGGUUGUUUAAAAGUUUCAAAGUAGAUUAACACAAGCUGGUGAUGUUUGCAGCUUUUGUAUAAACUGUAUGGAAGUGGAUUUGAAUGAAGAAUAUUUAACUCAUGGAGUGUCAAGCAGCCAACCUGAGUAAACGAUUGACACAUUUUUUUCAAUUACACUUCAAAUCCACCUUGUACGUAAGUGUAAAGAGAGAGUUUGUGCAAAAAAUGAACAUUCUGCCAUCAUUUACUCACCCUUGUGUUGUUCCUAAACUGUUUAAUCUUGUGUGACCCAUAAUUGAAAUGAAUUAAAACCGACUGAAUACUG